This is a messenger RNA of Suillus subalutaceus, 780 nucleotides long. RefSeq lists its product as uncharacterized. The record is from RefSeq and is a predicted model, not a curated record. Lineage: Eukaryota; Fungi; Basidiomycota; Agaricomycetes; Boletales; Suillaceae. The coding region runs from base 1 to 780 and encodes 259 amino acids. The transcript has 3 exons.
AUGUCUAUUUUGCAUUUUCAUCUUGGUUAUUGCCUUGUGGCAUCUACCUCUACACCCAGAGGCAGAUCGACCGCAUUUGAUGAUUGGACUCACAAGACACAGUGGGCUCACUUAUGCAAACUUGUGGGCAACGACCCUGCAUAUAUCACAUCAAUUCCAGAUGUACAGAAGCAUAUCAUCACCUGUUUUAUAGGUUACCUCGUCACCCUCCCUCUAUCUCAGUUGUCAGACAUCCUGCCCAAUCUCUGGGAUCUAGGACCUGACUCAUCCCUGUCAGUCUCGAACGCAAAUAUUCGAGUUUCCUAUGUACAACAACCCAAGCAGCGGCUUUACAUCAUCAAGCUGCUGUUGUCAACUCUGCAUGACUGGGGUUUGGAUAUCACCAACAUCACCUGUAACCUCCUUGAAAAAGGAAUUGCUAUAAAGACGUUGCAGCCAAUCUCAGUUGCACCUCACACUCGGCGCCCACUUAUGGAACUCCGUACAUACUCGCUUGGACACGUCCUCUCCCCAAAGGAUCGCAGGCUUCCCCAUUUCAGGCCUGUUUAUGCUGACUAUAUUAUCCUCACGCAAGAGCAGCACUUCUUCACAGUGGGCUCAUAUGGUGGCUGGCUUUACAGUCUUGGUUUUGAUAUCCUCCCCUCCACUCUUGACGGCAUUUCACGAGAAGCAGUGCCAUUUGGCCUCACGCUGGACAUCAAUGGCCAGGCUUAUUUUGACGAUGAGCUGUCAGAAGGAGGUGGAUUUUAUCUGUGGGACGCAUCAUGUGCAUACCAGUAA